Molecule: messenger RNA, 846 nt
Organism: Symbiodinium natans
Lineage: Eukaryota; Dinophyceae; Suessiales; Symbiodiniaceae
Source: the annotation of a GenBank genome assembly
AUGGAUGUUUGCCGUGUGUGUGAUGGCACGGGUUUCCUCCUGAGGGAAGUGUGUCCAUUGUGUGAUGGAGCGCCAAUCGUGCAGCAGGUGCGACCAUUUGCUUGUAUGCAGCAACGAAGCGACCUGUGCUUGGUUUUGGAUAUUGACGGUACCCUUUUGUCCGAGUCGGUAAGUGAGGAUUGGACCAUAGAGCAGCUCCGCACAUAUUUACGCCCCAACACGCAGGCUUUCCUUCGCUUUGCCUUUGAAAACUUUGCUGCAGUUGGGAUAUGGACUGCUGGUAGUGACGAGUGGUUACGCACUUUUGUUGCUGUUGUGGACCCGAUGUUACGCACCUGCGCCAAUGGUGUGGACCCCUGGGCUUUCAAAUGGAGCCGGCGGCUCAGCUGGAUCAGGGCAGGCACUGAGGGCCUUUAUCCUACAUGGUCACAAGUCAAGCCUUUGAAGAAGAUUUGGAGAAACAGGUCCCUGCGCGCCGUGGGUUAUUCUUCCAGGUCGACGUUGAUCAUUGACAACACGGAAAGUGUCUGCCGAUUGAACUAUGGCAAUGCAGUGUACAUCAAGACGUACCAUUGUGGUGAUGAUGAUUGGCUCCUGGUUCUCAUGGAGUACUUGAAGGAAUUGGCGAAGCAUCACCGGGACGGUGUCUCUAUGCGCAACAUCGAGAAAAGACAUUGGUAUGUCGCGGUGAAAGAAAGGAUGGAUCUUGUGCAUGACUGUCCAGUAACUAUGGGGACUGACGAACUGCCAGCGUAUGCUGAGGAAGUGUUUUUCUCAGUGGACUCAGUCAGUCCGGAGGUCUGUUCAACUUCUGACCCCAGUUCAACUUCUGACCCCAGAAGUUGA